This is a messenger RNA of Kazachstania africana CBS 2517, 573 nucleotides long. It is a transcript of the gene RPS9A, whose product is annotated as 40S ribosomal protein uS4. Gene Ontology annotation, cellular component: cytosolic small ribosomal subunit. The coding region runs from base 1 to 573 and encodes 190 amino acids. The transcript has 2 exons. NCBI's taxonomy places the organism in Eukaryota, Fungi, Ascomycota, Saccharomycetes, Saccharomycetales, Saccharomycetaceae. Gene Ontology annotation, biological process: translation; positive regulation of translational fidelity. The record is from RefSeq and is a predicted model, not a curated record. Gene Ontology annotation, molecular function: rRNA binding; structural constituent of ribosome.
AUGCCAAGAGCCCCAAGAACUUACUCAAAAACGUACUCUACUCCAAAGAGACCAUAUGAGUCCUCUCGUCUUGACGCUGAAUUAAAAUUAGCUGGUGAAUUCGGUUUAAAGAAUAAGAGAGAAAUUUACAGAAUUUCUUUCCAAUUAUCUAAGAUUCGUCGUGCUGCCAGAGAUCUUUUAACUAGAGAUGAAAAGGAUCCAAAGAGGUUAUUCGAAGGUAACGCUUUAAUCAGAAGAUUAGUUAGAGUCGGUGUUUUAUCGGAAGACAAGAAGAAAUUAGAUUAUGUUUUAGCUUUAAAGAUUGAAGAUUUCUUGGAAAGAAGAUUACAAACUCAAGUUUACAAAUUAGGCUUAGCCAAAUCUAUUCAUCACGCUAGAGUUUUAAUUACCCAAAGACACAUUGCUGUCGGUAAGCAAAUCGUCACCAUCCCAUCUUUCAUGGUUAGAUUAGACUCCGAAAAGCACAUUGACUUCGCUUCCACUUCUCCAUUUGGUGGUGCUAGACCAGGUAGAGUUGCCAGAAAGAACUCUGGUAAGAACUCGGAAGAAGGUGAAGCUGUUGAUGAAGAAUAA